CUUCAGAGCGUAGUAGUUGUCAAAGUCUGUUUUGUCUACAGUUUUAGUAUACAAAGUACUUCAGUUAUUAGUGGACAGUGAAUUAUUUGUAAAUAUUGUUCAAUAUAAAUAACUCUGAACACUGUGUUAAAAUAUUGAAUGUUAAGUUUUUAAGGCUUUUUUGUGUUUGUUGUAUCAAGUUAUUCAAGAAAGCGACUAUAGUUACUGAAAAGGUUAAUUAAUUCGUAAUGGUGAUGGAAGCAGAUCCGAUAGCCGAAAAACGAAAUGACGAGAGAGUGCACAGUGCGCCUUUGAAGGCAAGGGCGGGCGGUGACGUCAUGGGAGAGCGUUCAGUCGAUACUUUGGACAUGGCCUUCACGGGACCUUCAAAUUUAGUGCUCACACCAGCCCCGGAAUGUCGGAAACUGUCCCGUGGCAUUUCCCGGGCCACAGAUAACGAAGGCCUGGUGUGGGCGUUACGUAACAACACAGACCCGGAGCCAAGCACGCUAAGCUCCGAUCACAUACUGCUCCUACCGGAUAUAACGGUUUACCCGCCGGAUUUCAGAACAUUCUUGGAGAAGGACUUACUAGAGACAGCCACUUUGGUCACAUUAGAGACGGCAAAUAUAUUGAACUGGUGGUGCCACGGCCGGGUGCCGGGUGCUCCUCGACUGCUGCCACUAGCGACGUCAGGAGACGGGAACUGCUUACCUCAUGCGGCGUCAUUAGCGGCCUACGGCUUCCACGACAGAUUGCUCGCUUUGAGGACCAAAGUACAGGCUCUACUGUCCGGGGAAUACGGCGAAACUAUAACGAACGCGAUCCGGCGUCGCUGGCGCUGGUCUGAGAGCGCGUCGCUGUGCGCGGCGGGGCUGGUCCCGUCGGAGGGCGAGUGGGCGCGCGAGUGGCGCGAGGCGGUGGCGGCGGCGGCCCCCACCCCCCGCGCCCCGCACCCGCAGCACGCGCCGCACUACACCGGGCUGGACGCGCUGCACGUGCUCGCGCUCGCGCACGUCAUGCGGCGCCCGGUGCUCGUGUUCGCCGACGUCGCUCUCAGGGAUUACCACGGUGACCCGAUAGCGCCGAUCCCGUUCGGGGGCGUCUAUCUGCCGUUGGAACUGGACCCGGCGCAGUGCAGCCGCGCGCCCGUGCUGCUGGCCUACGACGCGGGACACUUCUCCGCGCUGGUCCCCUGCGAGCCCCUGCCCGCCGCCGGGGCCCGAGUGCCGCUCGAAGACAGCGCUGGCAACCCUAUGCCGAUCAGGUUCAGUGUAGAUCCAGGCGAAGACUUCCGCUGGGACGUGGAGCACGAUCAAAAAGUUAUCAACAACCUCCUCCCGGAUGAAUACGAGAGAUCCGCCAUGCUGGCUGCUUAUUUAGACCUCGAGAGGGUUGAAUGCGUAACGCAGAAUCAACCCCCCGAAGAGCUAAGACGAUCGCUGGACGCACUGUCGACUAAAAGCUCGAAACAAUUAAAUUCUGUCGCCAAACAGUUUGGCAGCAUCGGCAGGUCUAUGAGCAGUAAGAUAAAGAAGAAUUUCGGGUCCAUGGCCAAACUGACUGGCAAGAGCAGCGGCAGUCAAAGUAAUCCUGAAGAGAGCUUGGUGCGGAGGCAGUCGACGUGCGAGGUGCUCUGUUGCAGGGUGCUAGCCGCAAGAGCACCUGUGCAAGAAGAAAUGGUCAAAAACUAUCUCAACGAAGCAUGGACGGGGUACACCGCGGAAAAGAACCGCAAGGAAGCGUCGCCCUGCGAGCCCGGGCAGCCGCGGUACGGCACCGGCAAGUCGCAGUUCUACGCGGAGGCGGACCGCGCGGCGCACGAGCUGGCCCGCAGCCACGCCGCGCGCUCGGGCCGCCCCGCCGCCGACCGCACGCUCUACCUGUCCCGGUCAACGUUCUACGUCGACCGCCCGCCCUCCCCGCGCCCCUGCCGCGCGCCCCUCUGCGCCUACUACGGCAGCCCCGCCAACGACGACUACUGCUCGAGGUGUGCGAAACUGCAGUGAGCGCUUCCGAACUUCUACACUAUCUUAUUAUUAUUAGUCGAUUAAGAGUCAAGCCGCUUUCAGACUACGCUAUACUAUAGUGCCAUAUAGUAUAGCAGCGUAUACUUAGCCAAUAAUAUAUAUAGAUGAUGACCCAGCUUUGCUCGGUUUUUUUUUUAUAACGCCAUCUUGUGUCUUUAAAACGAUUAGUUGCCCUCAAUUAAGAAAAAUAGUAUUAUUAUUCGCCAAUAGAUGUCGGGAAGAGUUGAUUAUUGAAAACACGAAUAAAACAACAUUUUCUGAAAAUAAAUCGUAGCUAGAUCGAUUUAUCGCCCCUGAAAUUCCCUGUAUACUAAAUUUUAUGAAUAUCGUUGGAGUCGUUUCCGAGAUUCAAAUUAUAUAUAUACAAGAAUUACUCGUUUAAAGGUAUAAGAUAAGAUAUAAAAUACAGUACAGACGUGUCCAUAACAAUGUAUGGUAUGCGAUAUUGCUGUGCUAUGAGCUAUAUACUAUAAUAUGCUAUUAUAUUUUAGCGUAGUCUGAAAGCGGCUUAAUAUACUUAGUAUUUAGUAUAUAUAUAUGUAAUUAGUCUAUUAAUAAUUAAUUAAAAUUUGAGCGCGUUUGAAUUUUUUUUUUCGAUGCUGGCAACAUUGUUUGCGUUGAGCGUAAGUUGGUUACACUCAAAUUUUAUGAUCUGUUCCGAUCUUUACUAUAGAUCUGUUUGCCAGCACGUUUGUUAUACUUAUCGUUAUUCAUUUAAUUAAACUUUGGUUAAUUUAUGUCACUAAUAAAUAUCAUAAGUAUUUAGAUUGUUAUUUAGUCGUAGCGUGUCACGGUUUGUGUUUUAACCCACCAUUAACUUAACGUUUAUAAAACUGCAGAUGUGAUCUGUGCGAACCGCGUACUUUACCUACUGAGCUUGUCCCUUUUGUCUUUGAAGGAACUUAAAAAGUGUGAAAGAAAAAAAAACGAAAGACUUUUGAUUGUAAAAAAAUCGAUGUGUUCAAAAUAUGAAGUGCCAGGUGUAUGUGGGGGCGUAAAUUUUGGACAAUUCCAAACGAGUUACAGAGCUAUGAUUGUAUACAUAUAGUGUAUGUAUUUAUGUAUAUAAAAAGUAUUAAGUCGUAAUAUAUCAUUGGAUACCUUACGUCAGGGUUUUGAUAAUAAAUCAUUGAAUGAUAAAAGAACGCUUUAGUUUUGUGAAGUUAUUUCAAAUAAAAUUAUGAAAGGCACGUUGGUAAGCGCUUUUAAAAGAACCAAAAUAUUUUAUAGUUUCUCCCGACUACCCCCACAAUGGAAGAAUUUGUUAAACAUUCAUUAUAUAUAUAUAUAUAUAAUUAAAUUAAUUGGUGUCAGGGUAUGAAUACACUAACAUCAGUAAUAUAAAUUUUCGUAAAUCCUCAUAUCUAUUAUAUUGAAAUUAUAUUAAAAACGAGCUUAGAAGUUUUCGUCCUUGUUUUGCUUAAAAUUUAUGAAAAGAUUAAUGUUUUUAUUAUUCUAGUCCUAAUAUUGUAAUAAUCUAUAAUAGUUACUUAAACGAAAUCAAUGCAACAUUGAGAAUAUGGUACUCUAUUAAAAUUAUAACAGAACAGUUGUUUAUUAAAGUUAAACUAAUUUAUUAUAAAAAAAAGAAGAAUUAUUCCAAUAUUACAUGUAAUCUCAUUGUUCACCAUAGCUAGUAUCAGACUAAGCAAGUACGAAUGUAUUUUUAGAUAUUCUACAUACUGUUGGUAGUUAGAACUAAAUUAACUUACAAUUUCUCAUGAGUCAUUGCCACAAUUAAAUAUCUCACGUUUGUGUUAUUCAAAAUUCAUUAUUAAAUACAACCAGAAUGUCGCAAUGUCGUAAAUUUUUUCAAUAAUCUAUUGUAUUAUGACGUAAAAUAACUGUCUACAUCGUCUACAUCUAACUGUCUACAUAUAGGUAUAAAUCGGCGUCCUAUAUUCAAUUUCAGUUUAGUCGCUCAUGAUAUUUUGUUUACCUUAUGUUUUUCAGAACAGUUACUUAUUUCUCAAUGUUGCCUAAGAUUUAGUAUUUUAGUUUUUUUUUCUUAAAUUAACCUAGAUUUAGGUAAGUUGUUUAACUUUAGACCAGAUAUCUCUAGUAAUUGAUAUUUGUCUUCUAAAUAAUCGGUCUUGAAAAUAAAUAAAAGGUUAGUGUGAAGAUUGAGAAAUAUCACUGCACCGUUGAAUCUGUUGCGGUCCAAUGAAUAUUUUGUAAACUUGAAGCCUUUUAUGUUAUUACAUUAAAAUUAUAUAAUUGUCUCCUCACACUUGCGUUCGUUUUCGCCAGGUUGAAUGGGGAUUAAUAAAUCACAGAGAACAGAAGAAUAUAUUAUCUUAAUUAAAAUUAAAAUUAACAAAAGGCUAUGUUCUUAUGGUGAUACUACUCAUAGCUUGCUGCCACUCAUAUUCAGUACAAAAUUUGUACGUUUGAAAACAGUUAAUUAAUUUUUGGAAUUUAAUGAAUAUUUUUUGUAAACUGACAAACUAUGAUAACACAAAAUUGUUCCAAAUAAAUUAAACCAAAUUUUAACUGGCAUAAAGUUGAUUUUGUAUGGACGAACACAAGUAAUACUUCUUUUUCUCCUACCUACGCCGAAAGUUCGGUUUUCCUCCCGCUGUACAGGGAAGAAAGUGUAACUUUUCCUCCCUGGGUACUGACAAGUGCGCAUGCGCGUUAGUGUCUACGUCUGCUCUCACGCACCUAAAAUUCUCCGCCAUUGUUGUGCUCGGGUAAUUUGCAAUAUUGUGUUUAGUGUAAAAGUGAAAUAAACAAAAGGCAAUAAAAUUUAAUAGUGAAGUAUUAAAUUUUAUUGCAUUAAACAAAGAUGAGUUCAUCAGACAGUUCUUAUUCAAUUAGUAGUAGUUUAUUUCAAAAUUAAAAAACAGUUAAAUUGAUUUUUUAUGAGGGCUCCGCCCCCCGUGCCCCCCGCCAGGGCUUCGCCCCUGGUCCCCGGCUCGGUACUCCACGAACUUUCGGCCUAGUAGGAGAAAAAUUAGUAUGUGCACCGCGGGAAAAAAGUAGGACAUCUCAUUCCGCGUGUUUGUAUGUUACACGCGGGAGGAAAUGUUCUACUUUUCUCCCUUGGUGCACAAUGUACUAUUUUGUAUAUUUUUUGUUCUUUAAUGUAGUAAAAUAUCUCUGCUUUAAAUAUACAUACAAUACUAUAUGUCACAAAAACUAUUAGCUUUCUUUACUGGUCAGUGGAAUAGAAUUAUUAUAAAUAACAUUCUUUGUUCUCAGCUAAAAUGAGCUAAAUGCUUAUACUAUACUAUACAUAUUUAUUCAAUAAUAGAUUCUAGUCCAAUAAACAACAUGAAUGUCGUAACCCACUGAUAUUGAGCUUGGAUAUUUUAAAGAGAAAUACUUGUCUAUUACCCAUGAGAGCUGAAAGUGAUCGAUAUUAUGUUAAAAAAUAUUCUUAUACUUAUUGUAAUCCUAGUAUACUUAGAUACGUACAUACCUAACAAAAUACCUGUUACUUAUAAAAUAAUUAUGCCAAAAGCAAAAAGUUAUUCAUGUUUCUAAUUUAAUUAGUGACAUGUAUAUAGAUUUUAAUGAUCUGUGAGAUAAUAUUUUUAUAAUUAAAAAAAUAUGCAUGACAAAAAUUUAUUUUUUCAGGAAAAAAUAUUGGUAGAUACCGCAUAUCAUGUUUUAUUUUAUAGAAAUACAAAUGAUUAAUAAUAAAA
Molecule: messenger RNA, 5659 nt
Organism: Bombyx mori (domestic silkworm)
Lineage: Eukaryota; Metazoa; Arthropoda; Insecta; Lepidoptera; Bombycidae
Product: OTU domain-containing protein 7B
Exons: 9
Coding region: 228-1988 (586 amino acids)
Biological process (GO): protein deubiquitination involved in ubiquitin-dependent protein catabolic process; protein K63-linked deubiquitination; protein K11-linked deubiquitination
Cellular component (GO): cytoplasm; nucleus
Molecular function (GO): cysteine-type deubiquitinase activity; zinc ion binding; K63-linked polyubiquitin modification-dependent protein binding
Source: RefSeq, a predicted model, not a curated record